Molecule: messenger RNA, 3247 nt
Organism: Anopheles gambiae (African malaria mosquito)
Lineage: Eukaryota; Metazoa; Arthropoda; Insecta; Diptera; Culicidae
Product: fumarate hydratase, mitochondrial
Exons: 3
Coding region: 1616-3127 (503 amino acids)
Biological process (GO): fumarate metabolic process; tricarboxylic acid cycle; malate metabolic process
Cellular component (GO): tricarboxylic acid cycle heteromeric enzyme complex; mitochondrion
Molecular function (GO): fumarate hydratase activity
Source: RefSeq, a predicted model, not a curated record
GCACAUUUCCAUUGCGUUUAUUCCUCCGAAAACACACCCUUGCCGAUCCACCACAGUGUGAGAGAGUUUUCCACCUUGGUCGGUUCCUUGGCCGCCGGUUCAUCGGGGUUUGGUUCACCGUCAUCAGCGUCCAGGUUCGCCGCGGAAUGUGGAAAAUGGUACUGCCCACUCGCUGUUGCCAUAAUGGGUCCGUGCGGAUGAAACGAAACACCGUUCAGGCAGUCCCAGUGCAGCGGGAACAGCAACUCCUUCGGCCGGCCCGCUUCGUCCGUCUCGUGCAGGUUCCACGCGUGAAGAAUGCCUCGAGUAUCGCCACUGAUCAGCCACCGUCCACCAGGGGAAAAGGCCAGGUGUAUGCGCUGAUUGGUGCCACAGGUUCGGACCAGCGUUUGGACCGGUUGCGUCAGCUUCCGCACAUCCCAGAACAGCACUUUCGGAUCCUUGCGUGCGCCGGUAACGAACCGCUCCUCCGUGUCGGGCGCAAAGCCUAUCCAAGUGACACCCGCCGUGUGGCUGUUCUCGGGGGCAUAGUUCCCGACCGGCAAACAUUCGCCGGACCGCACAUCCAGCGCGGAGAUGCUACGGUUCCACGAGCCGAACAGGAUCGUGUCCGGCAUGGACGAUGCGAUCGCCAUACAGGAGGCGGUGGAUUUCGUGCGCCACGAGCCCGUCUCCCGCCCCGGUACGUUAAUGUCGAAGCACUUGAUCGAUUUCUUGUAUCCGCCGUAGAUUGUGGCCCCAUCGGCCGGUGCGAAGGCGAGGCUGAGGGCUGCCUCCACCUCGUCGAACUGGUCGUAGCCCUUGUACGAACAGCGCAGACCGCCCGUAAAUGCGUCCCACAGCUGUAUGGGUUCGUGCUGGCGGGACGCGAUCCAGCAGCACGUUUCCGGCCGCCCACUGUUCAUACCCGGAUACCAGGCGUAAUCGUACACGAGGCCGCCCUCCUUCACGUGCACGGCCGAGGUCAGCAGAUCGACGGGACGCUCCUCGGGCACACUUUCCUUACCGUACAGAUCGGUCGGCAGUUCGACGAUGUGCAUUCCAUCGUUGUUGACCGCGGUCAGGACGCACGUGCCGUCCGGCGACCAGCGGCAGCCUUGCAGAUAGUUCUGUCGCACCGGGCGAUCCCACGAGCAGCGGGCCACCUCUAUGCAGGCAGCGUCUUUGAAGAAAUGUGCUUCCGCCACUGGACUGCACUCAGCAUCCGCAUCCGUUUCCUCGGUCUGCAUGGGCACAUCUUGCUCGGGGGUAUUUGGCGCAUCCUGUUCUUCUUCCGCAAUAUCUUGCCCAUUAGCACCGGGAUGUUGAUCCGUUUCGUCUUGGCUCAUUUUUUUAAAUGUAAACAAACGCUGCUCGGCGGUGCCAAAAAUUACCUGCAGCUGUCAAUUGCGCCGGUAGCGGCAGGUCGUCUGGCAACACUGUCAGGGAAAUGUUGUGACAGCAGGCCAUGAUUUUUUUCCCUCUUCUUCUGCCUGCCUGUGUGUUUGUGUGAGUACAAUUUUCUCGUAAAUGCAGAUCUCUGAUCGCAUUCGGAGAAGAAAACAAAGUCGUAUCACACCGCGGUGCCGUAACUUUUGUGGAUAGCUGCCGAGAAAAGGACGUUCAAACCCGCAGGAUGUUCCUCGUGUCCCGUCUCGUUGUCCGUGGCCAAGCGCACGUGAAGGUUUGCGCCAGGCUAGCCGCUCUCCAGUCCAGCCGCCACAUUAGUACCGGGCGCGCGGCAAGCAAAGAUGUAGGCUUCCGCACGGAGUCGGACACGUUCGGCGAGCUGAAGGUGCCGAACGACAAAUACUACGGUGCCCAGACCGUACGCUCGACGAUGAACUUCCCGAUCGGUGGACCGACCGAACGGAUGCCCCAGCCCGUCAUCACUGCGAUGGGCAUCCUGAAGAAGGCGGCCGCCCUGGUGAACAAGGAGUACGGGCUGGAUCCGAAGAUUGCCGACGCGAUCGCGCUGGCCGCGGACGACGUGAUCUCCGGCAAGCUGUACGACGACCACUUCCCGCUCGUGAUCUGGCAGACGGGCUCGGGCACGCAGACGAACAUGAACGUGAACGAGGUGAUCAGCAACCGGGCGAUCGAGCUGCUCGGCGGCCAGCUCGGCUCGAAGACGCCCGUCCACCCGAACGAUCACGUCAACAAGUCACAGUCGUCGAACGACACCUUCCCGACGGCGAUCCACGUGUCGGUGGCCCGCGAGCUGACGGGCAAUCUGCGCCCCGCCAUCCAAACGCUGCACGACGCACUGAAGGCCAAGUCGGACGAGUUCAAGGACAUCAUUAAGAUUGGCCGCACGCACACGCAGGACGCGGUGCCGCUGACGCUCGGCCAGGAGUUCAGCGGGUACGUGCAGCAGAUGGCCUUCGCGCUGGAUCGUAUCGAGGCGGUGCUGCCGCGCGUGUACAUGCUCGCCAUCGGUGGUACCGCGGUCGGUACGGGGCUGAACACGCGCGUCGGGUUCGCGGAGAAGGUGGCGGCCAAGAUCGGCGAGCUGACGGGGUUGCCGUUCGUGUCGGCGCCGAACAAAUUCGAAGCGCUGGCGGCGCGCGACGCGAUGGUGGAAGUGUCCGGCUGUUUGAACACGAUCGCCGUCAGCUGCAUGAAGAUUGCGAACGACAUUCGCUUCCUCGGUUCCGGACCGCGCUGCGGGCUCGGUGAGCUGAGCCUGCCGGAGAACGAACCGGGCAGCUCGAUCAUGCCGGGCAAGGUGAAUCCAACGCAGUGCGAAGCGAUGACCAUGGUGUGCGCGCAGGUGAUGGGCAACAAUGUGGCCGUUACGGUGGGUGGAUCGAACGGCCACUUUGAGCUGAACGUGUUCAAGCCCCUGGUCGUCUCGAACGUGCUGCGAUCGAUCCGGCUGCUCUCGGACAGCGCCCGUACCUUCACGAAGAACUGUGUGGUGGGCAUCGAGGCCAACCGGGCCAACAUUGACAAAAUCAUGAACGAGUCGCUGAUGCUGGUCACGGCACUGAACCCGCACAUCGGCUACGACAAGGCGGCCAAGAUUGCCAAGACAGCACACAAGGAAGGCACCACGCUGAAGCAGUCCGCCCUCAAGCUGGGCUACCUGACCGAGCAGCAGUUUGCCGAAUGGGUCCGACCGGAGAACAUGCUGGGACCGAAGUGAAGUCAUUGAAAGAAGAGAAAACAACAACAAAAUACACAACACAUUCAUCCGAUCACAAACAGUCGUCAACGGUGGUGCAACAAUUUCGAAAAAUGAACGAGUAGAAGAAUGAAUUAUUUA